Messenger RNA from Oncorhynchus tshawytscha (Chinook salmon), 1816 nucleotides. Its product is annotated as T-cell surface antigen CD2. The record is from RefSeq and is a predicted model, not a curated record. Lineage: Eukaryota; Metazoa; Chordata; Actinopteri; Salmoniformes; Salmonidae. The coding region runs from base 98 to 898 and encodes 266 amino acids. The transcript has 6 exons.
UAUACCCACCCCGUUCCACAAAAUAUACCCGCCCACAAACAGACAGACAAUGUAUUUUUGAAUUACACUUAAUCUGAGUACCCUAUUGAAAUGGAAAAUGAUAAACUCCGUUCUCUGGAUAUUACUCUUGCUCGAAAAUGAUCUGAUUGAUGCUGUAAAUGUGUCGGGAAAAGAGGGAAUGAAAGUAACUUUACCGACUGGACUUAAUGAACUAUCUAGUGGCACUAUUAUGGCAUGGUCUUUCCCAUUGAGUCGUUCAGAUUCAUUUGAUAACAUAGCGCUGCUGAAUGCUGGUGUGAUUAAAACGGACUACAGUAGGAGGUUCAAAGACAGACUGAAGCUGGAUACUCAGACUGGAUCUCUCACCAUCAGAAACCUCACCAUCAACGACUCUGGACUUUAUAAAAUACUUAUCAUCAAUACACAGAGUUCAUCUAAGAUUACAAAUCUAACUGUCUAUGCCUCAGUGUCUGCUCCUCACAUCAGUCCCUCAGUGGACAGUCCAUUUGAAAAAGUGAGCUGUUCCUUGGUGUGCACUGUGAAGAACGGGAGAGAGGUGAUCUUGUCCUGGUACAGAGGAGGGGAGAUACUCAACCAGACCAGCAGCCCUGAUCUUCUCACCAAUCUCUCUCUCCCUCUGGAGUUAAACAAAAGAAAUGUUGACACCUACAGCUGUGAGGCUUCCAACCCUGCUGACUCAAAACCAACUCCGCUCAACAUUGAAACGCUCUGCCCUCAAUUGUCCUCACGCUCUGCCCUCAAAGGGUCUGGUCGCAAUCCUGUCCCAAUCGCACUGGUCACAUUGUUAGCAGUUGGGAUAAUAAGUGGUGGUAUAUUCUGGGCAGUUAAAAUAAUAAAAUGUGGAGCCUGCAAGCAAAGAGAAGAAGAAGGAUCCUGAUGUGAACUUUCAGAGAUUGGUACGACAGGACUGGAUUCAAUCACUCCUCUCUCAAAGCUGUGACCUUGGCGUGGUUUAGAGGCUUGUGUGUCUCAAUGACCCUGAGAGCUACACCGGAGGGGGCUUGGGCCCCUGGUAGGUUUAGCCAUUCCGGAUUGGUCUUAGGUCAGGGGCCAGACCAACGACAGCAUUGGUCCUACAUGUUUCACGUUGGGAUGGUGCUAUAGGUUGGCAACCAUAACACUCUGACAAUGUUAAAUACUGUGUAUGUCUUUAUUGUCAUUUUAAAUGUGUCUUUUUCAUAGUAUUGUACCUUUUACUUUUCAAGAAAUAUGCUUGAUAAAAAUGCAAUUUAAUUGUUGUUGUUUAAGUCUUAACAUUUGUCAACCAAAAGGUUGACCUGGUCCUUGUGCUCCAGCUCAGCAAAUUACAUUUACCCCCCCCAAAAAACACAAAAAAGCCAUAAAGAUUUUAUACCGAUCUCACAUUUAUACCUUUCAUUGCCACUAUUGUAUAAUUUGAGUGUCAUUUCACAUACAAAUAGCACCGCUAUUUAUUUGUCUGUUGCAUAAUGUGUAUGUCUUUAGUGUCAUUUCAUUGUGGUGUACUUUACUUGGUAAAAAUACUAUAUUAUUACUGUUAUUUAGGUCAUAACAUUUGUCUGAAAACCAGGAUUAGUAGUAUUUAAACAAUCAAAUUAGUUAAAUCAUGGCACCACAUCCACUCCCUGAAACAGUUUUACCAUUUAUUUUCAAAAUGCUUGUAACCGACUUCCCAAACCUACUGAUCUCAUGGGCAUGUUUAAACUUGUGGAGAAUGUUUUCACAAAGGUUUGUCCUACCUGUAUCUCCGCUCUAGAGAGUCUCUGUUAUGUUUUCCACUAUUUACCAAACGACAUUAAAGCCUGAUAGGAAGGUU